Messenger RNA from Chrysochloris asiatica (Cape golden mole), 730 nucleotides. RefSeq names its product histone H1.0-like. NCBI's taxonomy places the organism in Eukaryota, Metazoa, Chordata, Mammalia, Afrosoricida, Chrysochloridae. Gene Ontology annotation, molecular function: structural constituent of chromatin; double-stranded DNA binding; nucleosomal DNA binding. The record is from RefSeq and is a predicted model, not a curated record. The transcript has a single exon. Bases 75 to 659 code for a protein of 194 amino acids. Gene Ontology annotation, cellular component: nucleosome; nucleus. Gene Ontology annotation, biological process: chromosome condensation; negative regulation of DNA recombination; nucleosome assembly.
AGCCAGGAUUGCCUCAGCCUCCAACGAGGGCUGGUCCUACUGAAGGCGCUUUCUUCAGGACCCGGCGGAUUACCAUGACCGAGAACUCCACGUCUGCCCCAGCGGCCAAGCCCAAGAGGGCUAAGGCCUCCAAGAAGUCUACAGACCACCCCAAAUAUUCAGAUAUGAUCGUGGCUGCCAUCCAGGCUGAGAAGAACCGGUCUGGCUCCUCACGCCAAUCCAUCCAGAAGUAUAUCAAGAGCCACUACAAGGUGGGUGAGAAUGCUGACUCCCAGAUAAAGUUGUCCAUCAAGCGCCUGGUCACCACUGGUGUCCUCAAGCAGACCAAAGGAGUGGGCGCCUCGGGCUCCUUCCGACUGGCCAAGAGCGAUGAGCCCAAAAGAUCCGUGGCCUUCAAGAAGACCAAGAAGGAAGUCAAGAAGGUGGCCACACCAAAGAAGGCAGCCAAGCCCAAGAAGGCUGCUUCCAAAGCUCCAAGUAAGAAGCCCAAAGCCACCCCAGCCAAGAAGGCCAAGAAGAAGCCGGUUGCCACACCCAAGAAAGCCAAAAAACCCAAGACUGUCAAAGCCAAGCCAGUGAAGGCAUCCAAGCCCAAGAAGGCCAAAUCGGUGAAGCCCAAACCCAAGCCCAGUGCCAAGAAGUCGGGCAAGAAGAAGUGAAUAUGAGGCCUUAACUGCGGACACUCCUCCCUGUCUCCUAUUUUCUGUACAUACUUUUUAUCAUCUCUUGA